GGAAUUUCGGACGCGGUCUUAAUGAAACUAUCGCCUCAGCAUGUCUUUCGCAGCCAGAUUGAUUAGUCUGUUUCCAGCUAAGUCCCAUCCUUGGUCACUGACGAGCCUUAGUCCGAAGACAUGCCGGUACUAUUCCAAGGGGUUCAUACAGAGCUUGAUUGAGAAAGUUAGGGAAGAAUCGAACAAGGACACUGAGUUGAAAGAAAAUAUAAGGAAGUUUCGGGAAGAAACUGCCAAGCUAGAGCAAUCAAAGGAACUGAAGUCUGUCAGGGAAUUUUAUAAAAAGAUAGAAAAAGAACUACCUACUGACACCGUUGGAAAAGUAAGGGAUACGAUACAGUCCGUCAAAAGUAAAAUCCGCGACGAUGCUCAGCAACUUUCUCAGAACGAAACGCUGAGAAAAAGUAUUGAAAGUUUAUCAAAAGCCGGGGAGCAGGUUCUCGAUGCCACUAAAUCAUUGAGUGACACGGAGUUCGUCAAAGCGGCCAUGAAAGGUGUUGAAGUAGUCGAACAGGAGCUGCACUCGGACAGAUCUCGAAUGUAUCAAGCCCCAAGUGUUCUAAAGACACGGAGUGAAAUUGCUGGCAAAAGUGAAGAAAGGAUCAUACAACCUGACAGUGAAACUGUUGGUGUUGUUGUACACAAAAAUCCAAAAUGGUCUGCUGCAUGGCAAAGCUUUAAGGAAAAUAAUCAGUAUGUUCAAAGAUUUUUUGACCUGAAAGCCCAUUAUGAAGAAAGUGAUCAUUUGGUUAUUCGAUCAUUGCGAUUUGUGACUGACAGAGUAUCCAACCUAUUCGGUGGUCUUCAAUCGACAAAUGAAUUACAACAAGUAUUGGAUGAAAUCACAAAAAUGGAUCCAUCCUUCAACUUAGAAACUUUCAUUCGUCACUGUCGAUUCGUUAUCAUUCCAAACGUGCUUGAGGCUAUAGUCAGAGUGGAUCUGAAUAUUCUCAGGGAUUGGUGCCUUGAAGCGCCAUACAAUGUCCUAGCAACACCAUUAAAACAGAUCAAAGAACUUGGAUACAUUUCUGAAUCACGUAUACUGGAUAUACACAAUGUUGAUGUUCAAAUGGGUAAAAUGAUGGAGCAGGGACCUGUGUUGGUUAUAACAUUCCAAGCUCAACAAAUAAACUGUAUUCGUGAUAAAAGUGGAACUGUACGUGAUGGUGAUCCGCACAAGGUACUGCGUGUAACGCAUGUUUGGGCUUUAUGUCGUGAUCAAAGUGAACUGAACCCGUUAGCCGCCUGGCGUCUACUAGACGUUGCUAUGAUCCCAUCACAACAAUGGGUUUGACAUUAACUCUAUACCAUCACUACAUAUUGUAUAUUUCAAAUUAACGAUUUGUAGAAUAUCUUGUUUCUCAUUUCCAGACACUGGUAUUUGUGUACAGUUAAACUAUUUACCGUUUAGUUGAAUACUUUCGAUUGGAUGCUUAGUUACACUCGACAUUUAUGCGCACAAUUGCAUUCUCCUAUUAAAUUCAGAUGAUUUCUUCCGACGAAAGCAUUUAUGUUCAAAACUUCCAGUAGAUUUUAGUCAUAUGAUGAGCAAAAUCUGUUGAUGAAGGUAAUUUCCGUUCCUUACCAUUGCGCUGUGUUAUAUUCUUCCUUCGCUUUCUGCCUUUACACAGUAAAGUACGUCCUCUUGUAUCGAGUUGCUGUCUUAUGUUGUAUGUAUGUAAAAAAAAUGCUUUUUCUUGGAAAUAUUUUGUGAGAAUUUUAAAUUCUCAUACCUACUUUUUUCAUAGUGAACAAAAACGUGCAUUCUAUGUACAUGAUUUGAGAACUACACCCCGUAGGAGUAUGGAGACCGUAUAGACCUUAGUAACAACUAAUGUCAAUCAAUUACAC
Messenger RNA from Heterobilharzia americana, 1851 nucleotides. Lineage: Eukaryota; Metazoa; Platyhelminthes; Trematoda; Strigeidida; Schistosomatidae. The record is from the annotation of a GenBank genome assembly.